UCCAGUUUUCAAGUGUUUCCUGCUGGCACAUAACAGAACUAGUUACUACCAAAUCAAAUCUAGUUAUUACCAUUUUUAGUGGUCUCCAAUUUCCAACAUCUUUGCUUUAGUUUUUAUCUCUUUUACCUUUAUUCCAUUCUAAUCUCCAUUAAACUUCAUCGUUUCUGAUUUUUUUUCACUUGCACCCAAAAAUCAAUUCAAUCCCAAAUUCCUUUUUAAAUCAUAAGAUCCAUUCCAUAAGAAACAAAACCCAUGAUUUGAUUUGUUGAAUAAACCCUUCAAAACAUUGUAAUUGUCUCUGCGUUUUCCUCUGUUUGAUUCCGGGAAGAUGACAAAAUGUUUCAGUUUCACAGCAUCAAGAGAUUGGUGGUACAGAUACACAUUCUCAUACGCAGGUUUGAAAUCGGUGACAACAAAUCUAGGAGAGGGAACAACAAUGCAUUGUUGGAUACCAAAAAUCAUUAAACCAGCAAAACCAAAUAUAUUGAUCCAUGGAUUCGGUGCUAAUGCAAUGUGGCAAUGGGGUAAUUAUCUUAGACCCUUAAUUCCCCGCUUCAACGUAUACGUUCCCGACUUGUUAUUCUUCGGUGAAUCAUAUACGACUCAUUCAGAAAGAACUGAGCAUUUCCAAGCUCAAUGUUUGAAGAAAUUGAUGGAGAGUUUUGAGGUUCAGAAAAUGAGCUUAGUUGGUGUGAGUUAUGGUGGUUUUGUUGGGUAUAGUUUAGCGUCGCAGUAUCCGGAUACGAUCGAGAAAGUCGUAUUGUGUUGUUCUGGUGUUUGUUUAGAGGAGAAAGAUAUGAAAGAUGGUUUGUUUAAGGUUUCAGAUUUAGAUGAAGCUGCUAGUAUUUUGUUGCCUCAAACACCUGACAAGUUGAGAACUCUUGUUAAAAUGUCAUUUGUUAAGCCUGCUGCUGCUAAGUCCGUUCCGUCUUACUUUAUUCGCGAUUUCAUUCAGGUGAUGUGUACACACUACAUAGAAGAGAAGAGAGAUUUGAUUCAAAAUAUACUUAAAGAUCGACAAUGUUCAAAUCUUCCUAAGAUGAAUCAGCCGACAUUGAUAGUAUGGGGAGAGGAAGACCAGGUAUUCCCUCUGGAAUUGGGGUACAGAUUACAAAGGCAUUUAGGAGAUAAUGCAGAACCAGUAGUGAUCAAGAAUGCGGGGCAUGCUGUAAAUUUGGAGAAAACCAAAGAAUUUUUGAAGCACUUGAAAGCUUUCCUCACAGACAAAGGUCCAGCAGUACAUGAUCAAAAUUCUCACAAUUCCGUAAAAGACCACAUAAAUGGCAAGAAUGAUGGAGAUUGUUGAACUAGUUAAAGAUCGUGGAUAUAGCAUGAAGAACCUGGAAACAGUUUUCGGCAACUUACUCAAGUGUUGAAUUUGAGCAUGCUGCAACUUAUCUCUAAAAUUAGUUGAAAGACCAAAGUUACAACAGUUGGAAUUUUCUAGGUUAAGAAACUGUUUCUCGUAAUCCGGUGGACACAUUUGCAGGAUAUUAUAUACUGAGGCAGUCUCCUGUUGGUUUUCAAACUGUAACCACAAACAAUCUGCUAUCAAAUUUUACUAGCGGUCGCAGUAUUCUAACUCUGUUGUUCAUCUUUCAUCAGAACAUGAAGUUUCUACAGAAUCUGCAAUUCUCUUCACAAACGAAGGAAAGUUGGUUCUAAGUAAAACGCCAGAUACUAAAGAGCUACCCUUAAUACCCGACAUACAAGAGCCAGUAUCAUAUGCAAUGAUGCAUGAUAAUGGCAACUUUGUAUUCUGUGGUUCAAAAUCUCAAAUUGUUUAUGAAAGUUUCAAUCAUCCUACCGAUACCAUUCUCGGCGGUCAAAUGCUAAGAGA
This is a messenger RNA of Papaver somniferum (opium poppy), 1840 nucleotides long. RefSeq lists its product as uncharacterized. The record is from RefSeq and is a predicted model, not a curated record. Gene Ontology annotation, molecular function: catalytic activity. Bases 329 to 1306 code for a protein of 325 amino acids. The transcript has 5 exons. Lineage: Eukaryota; Viridiplantae; Streptophyta; Magnoliopsida; Ranunculales; Papaveraceae.